CGCACACAUAAUUUUCACAGCUUCUCUGUCGUUCCGGAGAAUCCGACGGGUCACUCUGCCAACUCCGCUCCUUUUGAUGAGAGCAAUCCUGUUGAGGGUGGAGACAUCGACUUUGAAGGGGCAUCGUCGCACAAGCAUGCUGAUUUAUCUGAUGUGUCAGACGUAUCGCUCGACCAGAGUGAGCUGACAGAUCUGGAUGCAGACGAGCUUGAUCGUCAGGCUGGGGCAGCUCUAAUUACGCAGACUGAGCUGCAUCGUUUACCCAGAGGCACCACAAUUCAACAAUUGAAGCUGGCUGCUCUGCAGGUCGGCUAG
Messenger RNA from Protopolystoma xenopodis, 315 nucleotides. Lineage: Eukaryota; Metazoa; Platyhelminthes; Monogenea; Polystomatidea; Polystomatidae. The record is from the annotation of a GenBank genome assembly.